UGUAAUGUGACAAUUUUGAUAUGGAUGCUUAGCUUAAGAGAUGUGGGGCACAGCUUCCUGCCCAAUUGCAGCAAAAGCUAUAGCCUCCUCUAAAUGUCUCUAUUGGUUUUGUUUUUGCAUGAAAAGAUAUGUCUUUGUUUGUUGAUGGGAAUGCGAUGGUGGUGGUCAAACAACCUGCAAUUUUAAUUUCCGCAUCAAGACAACACCUUACAUUACAUGACAAUUCCAUAUGCAUAUAGAAGAAUACCGCUAGCUAGCUACCAAAGCUUUUAGAGGAAGAGGAUUGAAUACGUUACGCCAUUCACAGAAUAAUAAUUAUUAUUCUCCCUUUUAGUAGAGUUGUUGGAGCAGUUGCAGAAAAGAUGCGAACUCUUGUGAAUUCUACUAUUUCUUUAUUCAUGCACACACUUGUUUAAUUAUUUGUCAUAUUUUUUUUCUCAUGUUUUAGCAAGAGAUCAAUAUCCUCUCUCUAUAUAUUUUUUAUUUGGUGCUAUAGCUCUAAUGAUUAAGAAAAUAAUAGAGUAGCAGAAAAAUCUACAUUGUCAAUAAAAUGGGAAUUAAGGUGAUUGAGAGAACUGAAUUCACAUAAGUGAUGAUCAAGCUUCAAAUUUGAUGCAUUUUGUCCUUCUCAUUUAUUUAUAACAAAAAAAAAACUAAAAAAAAAACUAAAAUAGCGUUCAAACUUUUAUGUCUUAAUAGAUAUACUCUCGAAUUUGAUUCUCAUAGUUUAUCAUUUUGAGGAAAAUCACCUGAUCAUCAAUGGUGAAUAUGUAAAUUUAAAUGACUUUCUCCUAUGAAAUUGUUGAAUAUUUCAUUGGAAUUAUGCAUUGUUAUUGAAUGAUCAAACUAUAAAUCUCUAGUAACUUCUUUCAUUCAUAAAAUGAAAGAAUUCUAUAGAAAUUGUGGUCCACUAUAUUGCCAAAAAAGAAAAAAGAUAUUUUCGGAAACUACGAAAACAAUUUAUUGUAACAAAUACAAACAUUAAUAUGUUUGAUUAGUGGGAAAAAAAAAAAUUAUACCUACUCUCCCAUACACAUAAGAUAUGGAUCUUCCCCUACCCCCAUCAACAUAUAUUAAUAGACAGCAAGCAUUAUUACCAAAUCCAAACCACCUGCACCCACCAUUCACACCCUUGCAUCCUCCCCAAAACCUUACUCACAAAGCUACGGUUAGAAACUGAAACAAUGAAGGAGAAUGACUCCAACUCCAAGCCCAUGUGGCGCCCUCUGACGGCGAAAUCGUGCUGCGCAGUGGACGAAGGCCAGACCCUCUUCUGCGGCAACUUCAGCCGAUGCCGGCCCUCGCGGUCGGAGUUCUCCAAGAAUGUGGCCCCGCUGCCGUCGUUCAGGAAGCUGUCCUUCUCGGACCUGAGCAGGUCGUCGUCGGUCAGGAUCGCGGAGGAUCUGGCCCAGUCGUUUGGGCCGGACCUUCUGGACUUCCAACUCUGCGAGCUCCGGGCCGUGACACAGAACUUCUCGGCCCAUUUCCUCCUCGGCGAAGGCGGGUUCGGGAGGGUGCAUAAGGGAUACGUGGACGAGAAUCUGAGGCAAGGGCUCAAGCCUCAGCCGGUUGCCGUUAAGCUCCUCGACAUUGAAGGCCUCCAAGGUCACCGUGAGUGGCUGGCGGAAGUAAUCUUUCUGGGGCAGCUUCGACACCAAAACUUGGUGAAGUUGAUUGGUUACUGUUGCGAGGAGGAAGAUCGUCUCUUGGUCUACGAGUUCAUGCCUCGAGGCAGCUUGGAGAAUCAUUUGUUCAAAAGACUAUCAGUGACCCUGCCAUGGGGGACAAGGUUGAAGAUAGCGAUAGGUGCAGCCAAGGGUUUGGCCUUCUUGCACGGCGCUGAAAGUCCGGUCAUCUAUCGUGAUUUCAAAACCUCCAACGUCCUCCUUGACUCCGAUUUUACUGCCAAGCUAUCAGAUUUUGGGCUGGCGAAGAUGGGCCCAGAAGGAUCAAAAUCCCACGUCACUACCCGAGUCAUGGGAACCUACGGCUACGCCGCACCUGAGUACGUCUCCACGGGCCACUUGACGACCAAGAGCGACGUCUACAGCUUCGGCGUCGUUUUGCUCGAGCUUCUCACGGGGAGGCGGGCCAUGGACAAGUCGAGGCCCAAGCCUGAGCAAAACCUGAUCGAUUGGGCCAAGCCGUACCUCAGCGGCGGGAGCAGCAGGCGGCUCCGCUACAUCGUGGACCCAAGAUUUGCCGGGCAGUACUCGGUGAAAGGAGCCAAGCAGCUGGCCCAUCUGGCAACCCAGUGCGUCAGCUUAAACCCAAAGGACAGGCCCAAAAUGCCUGCCGUUGUCGACACUCUCCUAGCUAUCCAGCAGUACAGUGACAUGGCAGUGAGCUGCGGUCAGUGGCCGCCGUCUCCCAAGUCUUCUUCCAGGUUUGGGGUCUCCCCAAAUACCAAAGGUAGGAAGGUGGUGGAUGGUGGCCGGGGAUCUGGUUACCGGAGAUCAGCUCCGGCCGCCGCGGCCAAAAAGGUGUAGGAAGGGUUUGUUUUGGAGUUUGAUUGGAAGGACGUCAAGGUGUGAAACUGUAAAUUAUUAUGGUACUUAAUUUGAGUGUGGGGUGGGUGGACCGUGGAUGUAUGGGCGUUUUGGUGAUGGCAUGGAGAAGUUGGGGCAGGACUACUUGCGUGAUCCUCCUACUUUUCCUUUGUAAAUUAUGUAGGGAACCAUGGAGUGCCUAAAUAUGUACGUAUUUAGUAGUAAUUUUGGGUGGUAUCAAGAAUUGAAAUACCGUACCGGAGGUCGUACUGUAAAAGUCAGUUGUAGGGUAUUUUACACUAAAACAAUGGUUCAAUCGUAUUAUACCGCUAAAUAACGCCUACCAAUUUUGCUUCUGGUAGAAGCUUUUUUAAGUCAAACUGCCGGUACGGUACAGUAUUUUAACCACUUAUUUUUUAUCGACUAUCUUUUAUUUACUAAUGUUUCUAAGUUGGGGGUUUGAAACUUAUGAUCCUAGUAAAUGCGAUCUUACCAU
Linum trigynum is the source of this 2985-nucleotide messenger RNA. The record is from the annotation of a GenBank genome assembly. NCBI's taxonomy places the organism in Eukaryota, Viridiplantae, Streptophyta, Magnoliopsida, Malpighiales, Linaceae.